This is a messenger RNA of Labeo rohita (rohu), 1032 nucleotides long. It is a transcript of the gene cmc1, whose product is annotated as C-x(9)-C motif containing 1. The record is from RefSeq and is a predicted model, not a curated record. Gene Ontology annotation, cellular component: mitochondrion. The coding region runs from base 124 to 447 and encodes 107 amino acids. NCBI's taxonomy places the organism in Eukaryota, Metazoa, Chordata, Actinopteri, Cypriniformes, Cyprinidae. The transcript is spliced from 4 exons.
CGACGGGAAGUGAGUGAAACGGUGUCCUGCUAAACACGCACCGCGAAGGGUCACAUUGGAAACACAUCAAUGUUUUGUAAUAAUAAACAAUCUAGUAACUAAUAACAGGCACUACAGUGAUAAAUGGAUCCGUCUAAAGCAGAGGAGCCGCAGCUGCGACACGUGGAGAAAGAUGUGCUGAUUCCCAAAAUGAUGCGAGAGAAAGCCAAAGAGAGAUGCGCUCAACACGUGGACGCGUUCAAUCACUGCUGUAAGGACGCCGGCUUCUUCAUGGUGUUCAAGUGUCGAGAGGAGAACGCCGCUCUGAAAGAGUGUCUGACGCAACAUUAUAAGGAUCCUGCGUUCUUCGAGGAGUGCAAACAGGAGUAUCUGAGAGAGAAACGUGAAUACGAACAGACGGGGAUUCCAGCCAAAAACAGGAAGCAGAAACUUCCCACCAGCAUGUAGAUAGACAUGAUGAUGAACACUGCAGUGAGGAUGAUGAGGAUGAUGAGGAUGAUGGACCAUGAAAGUCAUUUCUGGCCGUUUUUGGAGACGACGGACAUUCUCUCGAUCUGUUGCUUCAGUGUGGUUUAUAUUCAUGAUUAGCUCUUAUAAAUCAUCACAGCCACCUAAAGCCUAAUAAAAAUUCAUAGAGAAUGUUUUUGAAUCACAUCAGAUGUGUAUCGUCCCACCGACCCCGGGGAAUUACAGCUGCAGAACCUCAAAUCAGACGCCUGCUUUUUGUUUGUUUGUUCUAAAAUACAACCACAGAGAUAUUCAUGAUGCUCAUGUUUGGAUGGAUUUUCAAUCAGUUUGUGCUUCAAAUUCAAGAAAUGAAGUUGUUCAGUCAGAACUUAUACAAUUAAGUGUCUGUAAUUGUUUCAUUGUAGCAACAUUUUUUUAUGCAAAAUAUAAUUAAAUGGUGAUAUUGUUUGGUGUUAUAGAUUUGUAAAGACGUUUCAGUUUUUGCUUACCAACACUGCAUUUAUUUGAUCAAAGAUACAGUCAAAAUUGAGAUAUAUUAUUCCAAUUCAGAAAAACUGUUUUCUA